This is a messenger RNA of Rhododendron vialii, 3186 nucleotides long. RefSeq names its product beta-amylase 8. The record is from RefSeq and is a predicted model, not a curated record. Lineage: Eukaryota; Viridiplantae; Streptophyta; Magnoliopsida; Ericales; Ericaceae. Gene Ontology annotation, biological process: polysaccharide catabolic process. Gene Ontology annotation, molecular function: beta-amylase activity. Bases 167 to 2185 code for a protein of 672 amino acids. The transcript has 10 exons.
GCCAUAAUCGGCGAGAGUCUAGUUGGAGCACGGUUUCCCGCAUAGCAUAGCACCUGAGAGAGAGAGAGAGAGAGAGAGAGAGAGAGCUGAACGAAAGUGAAGAGAAACAAGACGAUGUGCACUCACUGAACUGUGAAGUGAAUCGAACCCGGUAAAUGUGGCAAAAAUGAACCAACACCACCAUUUACAAGAUCUGGAACCCCAGCCCGACCUCAUCUCCGACCACUUCCUACCCCAACCCCACACCAACCAUCCUCAACAGCAGCAGCGCCGCCCCCGCGGCUUCGCCGCCACGGCGGCGUCAAUGUCUUCCUCUGUCUCCGCCGCCUCUCCCGGCGGAGGCUCCAAGGGAAAGAAGGAGAGGGAGAAGGAGAAGGAGCGCACCAAGCUGCGCGAGCGCCACCGCCGCGCCAUCACCAGCCGCAUGCUUGCCGGCCUCCGCCAGUACGGCAACUUCCCCCUCCCUGCACGCGCCGACAUGAACGACGUCCUCGCGGCCCUCGCUCGAGAGGCCGGUUGGACUGUCGAGCUCGAUGGCUCCACCUAUCGCUCCUCUCCUCCUCCUUCCCAAUUGGGGGUGUUUCCUGUUAGGUCAGUUGGAAGCCCACUAUCUGCUGGUUCUUUGAAGAAUUGCUCUGUGAAAGCUUCAUUAGAUGGUCAGCCAUCCGUUCUCCGAAUUGACGAGAGUUUAUCACCAGUAUCAUUCGACUCUGUUGUGGUUGCAGAGAGGGAUACAAAGAGCGAAAAAUAUACUAGUGCAAGCCCCAUGAACUCACCUGCAUGUUUGGGGGCUGAUCAGCUUAUGCACGAAGUUGGAUCGAGGGUGCACGGAGCUGAUUUUACAGGAACUCCCUAUGUCCCUGUUUACACGAUGCUUGCUACUGGUGUAAUCACCAAUUUCUGCCAGUUGCUUGAUCCUGAAGGUGUCAGACAGGAGUUGAGGCUUCUGAAGUCAUUACAUGUGGAUGGUGUUGUUGUAGAUUGUUGGUGGGGUAUUGUUGAAGCAUGGACCCCACAGAAGUAUGAAUGGUCCGGAUAUAGGGAACUGUUUACCAUCAUCCGAGAGUUCCAACUAAAAUUGCAGGUUGUAAUGGCAUUCCAUGAGUUUGGAGGAAAUGAUUCUGGUGGUGUACUGAUCUCCCUCCCCCAGUGGGUUUUGGAGAUUGGGAAAGAGAAUCCAGACAUAUUCUUCACUGACCGAGAAGGAAGGAGAAACACUGAAUGCCUAUCCUGGGGCAUUGAUAAAGAACGAGUGCUGAAAGGAAGAACCGGUAUAGAGGUUUAUUUUGAUUUCAUGAGAAGCUUUCGGACAGAGUUUGAUGACUUUUUCAUGGAUGGUCUCAUCUCUGCGGUGGAAAUUGGUUUGGGAGCUUCUGGGGAGCUGAAGUAUCCUUCUUUCUCUGAAAGGAUGGGAUGGAGAUACCCUGGGAUUGGUGAGUUUCAGUGUUACGACAAAUACUUGCAACAAAAUCUACGAAAAGCUGCAAAAGUGCGUGGUCACUCAAUCUGGGCCAAGGGACCUGAUAAUGCUGGUCAAUACAUUUCUAGGCCACAUGAAACGGGCUUCUUCUGUGAUCGAGGUGAUUAUGAUAGCUACUAUGGGCGCUUUUUCCUCCACUGGUAUGCUCAGUCUUUAAUAGAUCAUGCCGAUAAUGUCCUAUCUCUUGCAAGUCUUGCAUUUGACGACACAAGGAUGGUUGUGAAGAUUAUACUUGUUAUACAGAUUCCUGCCAUCUGUUGGUGGUACAAAACUACAAGCCAUGCAGCAGAGCUGACAGCUGGAUACUGUAACUCUUCUAACCAGGAUGGAUAUUCUCCAGUUUUUGAGGUUCUUAAGAAACACUCGGUGACGAUGAAGUUUGUCUGGUCAGGGCUGCAGGUUCCUUGUCAGGAAGUUGAUGAAGCAUUGGCUGAUCCAGAAGGUUUGAAUUGGCAGGUUUUAAAUUCGGCCUGGGAUCGAGGAUUGACCGUAGCUGGUCAGAAUGUAGUUCCAUGUUAUGAUAGAGAAGGGUUCAUGAGAAUAGUUGAGACUUCGAAGCCAAGAAAUGAUCCCGAUCAUCACUGCUUCUUGUUCUUUGUGUAUCGACAGCCAUCACCUUUUGUUCAAGGAACGAUAUGCUUCCCUGAAUUGGAUUACUUUAUUAAAAGCAUGCAUGGAGAUAUUGCAGGUGAACUAGAACCUUGAUUUGCACUCGGAUUGGUUUUCAAGGGAACAGAUCCAGUCCAGUACCCUAUCGUCCAGUCCGGUCCGGUUUUGGGCCCUUCCCGAGCCCUAAACAAUGAUCGGAAUUGUUCACUUUUUUAGAGCUUGCCGAGAAUAUUAACGUCAUUUAAAAUCAUGUCGAUCUGAUACAAUUUGAUAUGAUUUCAAAAUGCAUUAAGUUUGUAAAAAAACAAGUGUGUAAACACUGGAUUACAACCCAUGCCACACAAUUAUAUGAAAGCUUAAUGUAUUUCAAAAUCAUAUCAAAUGAUAUUGGAUCAACAUGAUUUUCGACGUGGUUAAUGCUCUCCGCGAGCUCUAAAAAGUGAACGGAUCCGUUCAUUGUUUUGGACCCGGGAAGGACCCACAAAUGGCUCAAAACUGGACCGGACUGGAUGAUAGGGAACUGAUUGCAUCUGCUCCCGGUUUUCAAAGUUACUUUCAGUGAAGAGAACGAGUGACAUGGUUGGGAUUGAGGUGCUGAAUUUGCUAAGCUAUCCUUGAACUUUAGAAGCCAAGGAUUGCUGGUUUUCCUUGUUGAUAGUUGAUUCAUAAUUGCAGUUUGAACAAAAUCAUAUAGGUUUUCCAAAUGUCAAGGAAAUUUUUUUUUUUUUGAGGACAUGCAAGAAGUGUUAGUUGUUAGUGAGAUUUGACCAUUGGUCUUGUGCAUGGGGGUAUAUGUCAUAUGGUGCCUUCCAACUUGGCUAUUUCAUUUGUGUUGGGAGAAUAAAGAACCUAGUUAUGUCAUGGUGAAAACGGCAGAGGCGAAAGCUUGAAGCCGGGUCAUAUUUUUGGAAAAGGCUUGCCCUUACCGCUCGGCUUGGCAUUGGCUUCUGUUUCUUGAGGUCAGCUGUAUGACUAUCUAUUGUGGGACUGGGAUUGAUGUGGGAUGACUAUUCCACAUGGUUAAGGCCUGCUCAAAUGUAGUUUCUAGAAUUUCAAUGAGCUAGUUCAAAUUUAGCCGGUUAAUUUUAUUUUUUUUG